This is a messenger RNA of Macrosiphum euphorbiae (potato aphid), 762 nucleotides long. The record is from the annotation of a GenBank genome assembly. NCBI's taxonomy places the organism in Eukaryota, Metazoa, Arthropoda, Insecta, Hemiptera, Aphididae.
AUGCCGAACAACGACGUCCAAACCACCGAACAGAUGGAACGACAGAGCGAUUGCAUUUCGUACGCGUUCCGCAGCAUGGUGAUGUAUGAAGACGGCGGCGGCAGCAACCGCAACAGCAACAACAACAGCAACAACAACAGCAACAGCAACAGCAAAAGUAACAGCAACAGCAACAGCAACAGCAACAGAAACAGUGGAAAUGGCGGCGGUGACUCGAACUCAAGUGGAAACGGCGGUAGUGACAUUGAAGACGAUUGUGAGAGUUGGUCCGAGGAUGGCAACAGCAGCACUGGGGCCAAUGAUUCUUCGUCCUCCGGCAGCGCUGACGAGGGCUGCUACAGUGGUGACGGCGAGAAAUCGUCGACGAACCGCAGUGGCGGCAGCAGCAGUGGCGGCAGCAGCAGUGGCGGCAGCAGCAGUGGCAAUAGCAGCAGUGGCGGUAGCAGCAGUGGCGGUAGCAGCAGUGGUGGCAGCAGCAGUGGUGGCAGCAGCAGUGGUGGCAGCAGCAGUGGUGGCAGCAGCAGUGGUGGCAGUAGCAGUGACGGCAGUGGCAGCGAUGGUUGUAGUGGCGACAACAAGCGUAAGUGGUUCAUAUCUUUGCGCACCGUACUCGACCGGGUGGUCGGUAUCGAGCGCAAGGGCCGCAGCAAGAAGAGAGUCGUCAAGUCCAUUCUCCGGCCGCCAACCACUUACAAAUACGUCAUCGGCAUGUCCGGGCUCUCGACCAAGGUCGCCGUCUAUCCUAAAACCACCAUGAUGUGA